Fraxinus pennsylvanica is the source of this 933-nucleotide messenger RNA. Lineage: Eukaryota; Viridiplantae; Streptophyta; Magnoliopsida; Lamiales; Oleaceae. The record is from the annotation of a GenBank genome assembly.
AUGGCAAAUCCUAUCUUACCAGAUGGGGCCUCGAGGUCAAUAUCAGAUACACCACCUAAUCACUAUACGAUGAAUAUUCAAUUAUUUUCGCAACUUGCAAAGAAUAAAAUCGAGCCGUACCAUUCCAAUGAUUUCAAGGCUGGAGGCUACAAAUGGAAGUUGUUGGUUUACCCUAAUGGAAACAAAGACAAAGGUAUUACGGAUCACAUUUCUGCGUACUUGGUGAUGACACAAGUAGAGUCAUUAAUUCCUGGUUGGGAGGUUCGUGCAACUUUUCGAUUAUUUUUGCUUGAUCAGAACAAUGACAAUUAUUUCACAUUCGAAGACUUCGAAGGGAAACGGUUUCAUAGAAUGAAGCUCCAGUGGGGUUUCGAUAAAUUUAUACCUCUCAGCAUCUUCAAUGAUCCCCAAGAGGGAUAUUUGGUGAAUGAUACUUGCGUGUUCGGGGCUGAUGUUUAUGUUACUCGGGAAAAACACACCGGAAAAGGAGAGAUUUUAUCAAUGAUAAAGGAUGCCAUUAGCUACAAACACACUUGGAAUGUAAACAAUUUCCCUACUCUAACCGUCAAAUGCCGAGACUCCGAACCCUUCAAUGCUGGCCAUCAAACAUGGAAGAUACAGUUAUAUCCAAAAGGGAAAGACAGUGAAUCAAGUAACUUCAUAUCGUUAUUUCUGGCAUUGGCUGAGCCGGAAAAACUUUCUCCUCCUACUAAAAUAUACGCAGAAUUCACCUUACGUAUAUUAGACCUUAAACAUAGAGUUCAUAUCUCUGAAACAGUUAAUUACUGGUUUACUGCAACAAAUUUUGUAAGAGGUUGUCCAAGAUUUACGUCGGUGGGAAACUUUAAUAGUCAAGCGGAUCGUUUCUUGUGGAAGAACAGCUGCUUUGUUGAAGCAGAGGUCACUGUCCAUGGCGUGGUUAAUGCACUUUGA